AUGACCGGGAUUUUCGAUGGAUGGUUCAAACGCUAUAGUCAGAGUCAAUCUGUUCGUGGAACGGUGAUGGCUCGGCUACACAGUUGGAAGUUCUUGUGGAAAAAAGAUUUAUUUUUCCAGGAACGAGAAAUGGCGCUCUCUUUACAUGAAGAUGGAUUACUGCGCACGCCGGUCGACGAUGAAGAAAUGUUCGACAAGGAUGUGAGUGAGAUUUCCUUGAAGGGUUUUGAUAGAUUAUCAAGUAAGUUGCUCAGCCAGGUGGCUACCGUAGGGGUCACUUGUAACAAUGAGUUAGCAAAAUCGAUGCGCACUGAUGACCCCAGACGGGACAGUGUGGCAGCAUCGAAGCAACUGCGCCAAGAGGUGGAAGAGCUGGGGCAACGUAAGGCAAAUGCCCCCAUGGAUCAUGAUAACAGCGCCGAAGCAGCUCAGGAGACACUCCUCAAGGAUCUGGACGCCAUCGCACCGGCAGUGUUACGAGACUAUGCGGAAAGGAGACUUUGA
Messenger RNA from Ostertagia ostertagi, 504 nucleotides. The record is from the annotation of a GenBank genome assembly. Lineage: Eukaryota; Metazoa; Nematoda; Chromadorea; Rhabditida; Trichostrongylidae.